AACAAAUAUCAAGUAAUUGAACAUGUUCGAAUCAUAAGAAAAGAUGUAUCAAGUGCUAAUUUGAGUAGAGCAGCACUUCGAUAUGAUGAUUUUCAAUGUUUGCAUCCUUUCGUUUACAUUUUUUUACAUUUUUUUAUACUUUUGGUGCAUUGAUAUUUUCCGCGAGUCGGUUGGAUUGUGCUCACUUAGUGGUAUUUGAAAUUGAAUGAAAUAGAUUCAUUAUGGUUUCAUCACAUAUCAAUAUCGUUUUAUUGUCUCGUCACAAAAGCAUUUACUACUGUUUUCACUUUUGCCGUCAAUUUCAUUUGCGUUACUAUCAGAUGUCUACAAAACUCUCGUAGCAACCGUAUCGGUUACCCGCUACGCGAAUCGGUUGGGAAUUGACAGGGCCUAUCCCAUCUCGCUCUGUGACCGAUUCUCUCUCUCUCACACACGCACUGGCAUCUGUAGCGUGUGUUUACGUUUCUGAGCGGUUUGUUAUUGUUUCAAGAGGAAGGGCGCCGAAAAGAGUUGUGAAUAGAAUUUUGCAUGAUUUCCUUCGCUAAAGUGCGUGAUACAGUAUGUUUUUGAUACUGGAAAUAGUAAGUGAUAAAGGCGAAAAGGAGUGGAAGAUAGCACCCAAACGAUGGGUGUGCACGUCGAAAACCACCCAGCGACAAGUUCUGUUUUGGCCGGAUGAAUUCAGUGUCGAGCGACAAAACCAGCUUGCAAUCGAAGGAACGUGUAAGCCACUGCAGAGUUGGAGGCGGAAGGAAUGUGUUAUAAGGCAAGAGUUUCCUACUUACGAGAAGGCAAACGACGAACUGCAGGCUCUCUUAGUACAACAAAGCAAUCAGAUAAAUGAAAAAGCCGAACAACUUUUGGAUAUAGAGGCUCCGGAUAAGGAUGCUUCAAUGCUGGAAAAAAUCAAGUUAAUGCUGGAAUCAUUAAUUGCCAACAACGCUCGUAUCGAGGAACAAAGCGCAAAUAUAUUAGAACAAAAUGCUCGUAUCGUGAAUGAUAUGGCUCUUUUGCAAAAACGGGUUGAAGCUAUAGAAAGUAAAUUUGUUAAUACUACAACGAUUCUGUGUUCCGAUACUUCUUGGCAUAAACCUGAAGCAGCAUUGGACCAGAAUUGCCAGUCUCAUUAUUCCGACCGAAAAUUUUCCUUCAAACCACUGGAAACGCUGGAACAGCUUCUUCAAUUUGAUAUGAAUUUGAACGAUGAAUCAUUGAAAGCGGAGUUGGUGAAAGGGUUGCUUUCGAAAGUAGACGACGAUAAUGCAAUAUGGAGGAUGAAAAGCUGCGUGGAUUUGCUUUGUUCUCUAGAGCUUCAGUCAAAACUAAAGUGGAGUGGUCUAUCUCUCCUACCUAAUUUUUUGAGCGUGUUUAAAGAAGUGGGAAAAACGCCGUCAGAAAAUGUAACUUCUUGUGCGGUUGCUGAUUUUUUUAAGAGCCAUCUUAAAAACACAAAACAGCGGUAUCUGAUUAGCUUAUGUCGCAAGCGUGCUUCCUUUAAGAGAAAACCAAGAAAAAUGCUGCGACAGGGAAAUGAUGGUCCCAUUCUGCAAGCAGCUAGUUCCAGCUGUAUGCUUGUAAACCCAGCAGAUCCCCACACUGAUAAUUCAGACCGAACAUUUGCCUUUCAGUCUAUGGAAACCCCUGAGCAACUGAAGGAGUUAGAAGUGAAAUUAAACGAUGAAUCAUUUAAUGCGCAAAUGGUACAAUGGCUACUUUCCAAUGUAAAGGACGAUAAUACACCAUGGAGGAUGAAGCGCUGUGUGGACAUGCUAUGUUCUUUAGAGCUGCAAUCAAACAUGACGUGGUCCUGUAAACAUAAAUACACCCCAAAAGAACCUAUCGAUGACCUACGGAAUUUUUUAAAUUUGUUCAAAAUAGUCGGUAAAACGCCGUCAGAAUCUGUAACUGAUAGAUCACUUGUACAUUUUUUUACAAAUCAUUUCAAAAAUUCAAAACAGCGUUUUCUUGUUAGCUUAAAUCGAAAACGUGCUCCUAGUUGGAAAAGAGUGAAAAUAAAACAGGGACCAAAAGAGGAAGUGGCCAAUGAGCAGGCGGUUUAUUCGUUUGCAGUAAAUGAGAGCUCACAGGAUUUUAAUGAUGAAAACACAUAUUUGGAAGAAGAUAUAAUAGUGUAUGAUCCAAUAGACUAGUAUGAAAUUAUUUGCUUGAGGUGAAAAAAAAAUUAAAAAAUUAAUUAAUAAUUUGUAAUAUCGUAUUGAUUUUAUUUAACCUAGCACAUCUCCCACUCUUAUCAACUGAAGUAGUCGCGGCAGCGUGGCGAAUCUUUGCCCUCAGCAAAUCUAGAUGUCGAGCACUGCAACCCUUUGCAAUUUCUUUGUUUCAAUUUCUUCCAGUUCGUGCAUUCGCUCGUUUACCGCUACAUAGCAGUCCUUGCGGGAAUCGUAUUCGAUGAUGCCUAGGAAU
Messenger RNA from Anopheles darlingi, 2424 nucleotides. RefSeq lists its product as uncharacterized. NCBI's taxonomy places the organism in Eukaryota, Metazoa, Arthropoda, Insecta, Diptera, Culicidae. The transcript is spliced from 4 exons. The coding region runs from base 561 to 2150 and encodes 529 amino acids. The record is from RefSeq and is a predicted model, not a curated record.